AUGGCGGCGGCGUCGUCUUCCAAGCCCGGCGCCGGGCGCAGCAGAAAGUUUGAUGAUCCAUCGCUAGAUGAUAUCAUUUUGAUAGACCAACUCAAAUCUGAACGAUGGGCUGAGGGCCUUGCCAUCAGGCCCAACGGUCACGCCCUGGCGACCAUGCUCGAGCACUCGGAGCUGUACUUGGUCGACCUCAACUUCUCAACCGCCAUUGCGUACGAAGAGAAUGGGCCCGCGGCCCCAAAGCUCAUCCAGACGUUCCCCGACUGCAACGCGACCUACAACAUCCGCCCGCUGAUCGGUACCGAACACGAGGAGUAUGCCGUGCUUACCGGCCACUCCGACACAUCUCUCGGCAAGUUCGAAAAGAUACGUCUCUGGCACCUUUCAUUCGGUCCCAGUGGGACAGACACGGCACCUACGAUUAGUAAAAUAGCCGAUCUGCCCGACGCCCUGUUCGGGUUUGGCAUGGCCAUCCUGACCGAAGAUGCAAUCGCUGUCGUUGACCCAGUAAAGCAUUGCGUCUGGCGUGUGCGCAUUUCCACUGGCGAGGUGAACAUGCUCCUUGAUGAUCCCCCCACCAUGGCUCCCUCCUCCAAGGACGAAGCGUUUGGAGUCAACCGACUCCAGGUCGCGGCGGGUUACUUAUGGUACGGCAACUUCAGCACCGGGGUGUUGAGCCGCGCCCCGUUCGAGUAUACUGAGGAUGGGCGAGACGUGCGAGUGACUGGCCCUGCCAAGCCCGUCGCUGAAGGGUGUGUACACUGCGACGGAAUCGCCGUGCGGAACGACGGAGCGGCCUGUUACGUUGUUAGCUUCACUGAAGGCUGUCUAUGGCGGGUGGACGUUGAUUCGGAAACAGGCAAGGGCUUACCUGUAGUCAUGUUUGAGGACCUCAUCUCACCAACAGUCAUAGAGCUGAUGUACUAUCCAUUCGACGAGAAACCCACUCUCUAUAUUGUCUGCUGCGGUGCUUGGAAUCCUGAAGAUCUGGAUGGUGAGCGUGGGGGAUAUCUCACGCUUGCCAAUGUGGACAAGUCAAAGAUGCAGAUUCAUGUCACCGUCGAGCUGACUGUAAGCUAUGAGGAUGUGUAA
Messenger RNA from Clonostachys rhizophaga, 1089 nucleotides. Lineage: Eukaryota; Fungi; Ascomycota; Sordariomycetes; Hypocreales; Bionectriaceae. The record is from the annotation of a GenBank genome assembly.